This is a messenger RNA of Synchiropus splendidus (mandarinfish), 3358 nucleotides long. RefSeq names its product GC-rich promoter binding protein 1-like 1 (gene gpbp1l1). NCBI's taxonomy places the organism in Eukaryota, Metazoa, Chordata, Actinopteri, Syngnathiformes, Callionymidae. Gene Ontology annotation, molecular function: RNA binding; DNA binding. Bases 1381 to 2877 code for a protein of 498 amino acids. Gene Ontology annotation, biological process: DNA-templated transcription; positive regulation of DNA-templated transcription. The transcript has 12 exons. The record is from RefSeq and is a predicted model, not a curated record. Gene Ontology annotation, cellular component: nucleus.
CUUCAAACGCGAUCAAUAGCAUUAGAGGUGGCCUCUGUUACGCGAUCAUUUCAGAUGAGAUCAAAGUAGCAGGCUACCACUUAGCAGGAUGAUGAAUGCUGCUAAGGUAGCCAUUUUGAAAGUGUGUUGUUUCAACGACACCAGGUCCUUUCAGAUCCUGUGUGAAUGAUUUUGACACGAAGGCAAGAUAAUUGAAAAUUGCUUGGAAGUGCGCUCAGAAGGAAUUUACCCCCUCAACACAUUUUGGAUUGAGAAAACCUCUUGAUACUAAGGAUAUUUUUGACCAAGCCGGACUUCUUUUGUGGAGUGGAUUAAGACUUUUUGGUCACCUGAGACCCCCAGUUUUUGUUUCUGAAUAUCGAUGAAAACUGAGUUUUUCCCCUUUUCUUCUUUAGCUGUGAAACCACAGAUAAUUAAAUGGGCAUUUUUCCAAUGUGAUCUUAAAACAGUCAAAGAUCAAGCGGAAAUUAUAAUGCUACAUCUACAAGCGUCUAUAUUUCAAUAGCUGAAAUCAUACAUGAUGGGAAUGUAACAUUGACUAUCUCCUCCUUCAUUGUCAUGUGACUUUGAAUCUAUUAGCAUUAUUUUUCUAUAGCAGACAGUCUUUCACCAUUUUGAUGAGGUGAGCAGUGGUUCUCAGUUUCCCCCAUUGCCAACGAAAGACUGUCACCGAACUCUUUUUUUUUUUUCCUACCUGCAGUUUAUUCAACCUUAAAAUGACCCGAUAAUAGUCUGUUGUGACGCCAACACAUACUGGCACACAGUGUGGCUGGACAAUAUCUUGUUUCUUACCUUUCCAACUGGUGUCACUUUGUAACUGUUGAACAUCCAUGUGGUGGAGUCUGCUCCUUUGACUGAUUUUUACUGGCACGAAAAGCCGCUUCCACAAAAUUGUGACAACUGACUUGACAAGGAGAGACACAAAUCAGGUUUCGGAUAUUCUCUCCUCAGCACAGCAAAUGACUUGGAGUCAAAACUUAAAGCUGGACUAUAAAAAGUAGCACUUGUCAUGGCCCAGUAGCCCCGGCUGUUUAAAAGAAAAAGGAGAAUCUUUCCCUCAGACGUCUGUACCGUUGGUUUCGUCAUCCCCUCUGGCCAGUUUUCUGGAUCAUCCUUCCAGAUCAUUCCUAAAAAGCCUUCACCUAUCUCACCCUGGACGAAGGGAUCUGCCUCUGGGAUAAGGGGCACUUUUGUCCUGUACUUGGAAGAGAGGUGUUCGGCAGUGUGCACCUACCUACGUGCCCAUCAGUGCCAACAGGCCUGAGGAACUGAGCGCAACCAGACAGAGAGAGGAGGCAGAGGACUUCAGAGCCACAAACUCUGGGAUCCUGGCCAUGAGGUUUGAUGCCUCGAUCCACUGACCGGAAACACUGGACCUAAAUGGCGCAGCAUGACUUUGUCCCUGCCUGGCUUAACUUCUCCACACCCCAGCCGGCCAAGUCCCCUGCUGCCAACCUUGAGAAACAAGGUGAGCCCCACCACCACAGAGAGGGCCGAAACGCUGUGAGUCGCCGCCGCCACAACUCAUCCGAUGGCUUCUUCAACAACGGCUCCCUCCGCGCCCCAACAGGUGAUGGGUGGCAGCAGCCGUCUCUGCUCCUGAGACAUGACUCGGUGGACUCAGGUGUGGCCAAAGGAGGGAGCGGUGGGUUGGCAGGGGGCUCCUGUUGGAAGGAAACACCAAACUGGCACGGGGGGCUGCGGGGUCUCCCUGACGGCCACCACCACCAGGGUCGCCACCCCAAACGGGGAGGGGGGGAGAGAGACAGGCAGGGGGGACACAGACAGCGCAACGGUAACUUCCAUCCCCGAAAGGGCUCCUCGUACCAGGACAAAUUCCCCAACGAGGAACGCAAAGAUGCCAAGGAGGACAAGCUGAAGUUUGUGGAAGAGGACUUUCCCUCCCUCAACCCUGAAACAACUGGAAAACCUGGGGUUCAAGGGAGAACAGUGGCUCCCCAUGCCGGAGUUUGGGAAAACCCUCCCAAUGGUAAACAAAUGGUGUCCAAAAUGCUGGUCAUAAAGAAGGUUUCCAAGGAGGACCCCAGCACAGCCUUCUCAGCAGGGUUUGCCAGUGCUGGUGCCUUGCCCACCAACGGCAACAAGGCCCCCAUCCCAGGCUCCAGUGUCUACAAGAACUUGGUCCCAAAGCCUGCCGUGACCCCUUCCAAAAGCACCCAGUGGAAGUCUGGUGGUAGAGAGAUUAGCAAGCCCGGCCUCCACAUGCCAGGUCGAGAUUCAGUCUUCACUAGCCCCGUCUCUGCAGCCAAACCCAGCACCCCAGUCAGUGCACCACAGCACAACACGUCAAAAGAGCAGCCACACCCUUCCAGCACAACCCCUCCCAUAGACAUCGCCCCCUCCCGGCUGAAGCUGAUGCGGCGCGGUCCAGACCGUAAGAGCGAGUUCCUGAGAGCGCUGAAAGACGAGGGCACCGGAGAGCUGAUGACAAGCAGCAGCCCGGGAACAUCCGGAGAGGGAGAAAGCAGCACCCCGGAGCCCAAAGCCUACAGUGAGGAUGUGCAUCACGAGAACGGCCUGUCCUACUCCCUCAGUGACUCAGACACUGAGCAUCUGUCCAGCUCUCUGGAGGCAGAGCACAGGUUACUGAAGGCCAUGGGCUGGCAGGAGUACCCAGAGAACGACGACAACUUCCUGCCUCUGACGGAGGACGAACUGAGAGAGUUCCAAACUAAAACUGAGCAGCUCAAGAGGAACGGCAUUCAGCGAAACGGGAUUCUUCCAAGGGCACGGGGCGUGACCCUCCACUUCACCCCCUGGAGGAGUGUGGCAGAGGCGCAUGUGGAGGAGGGGUCAGAGUCUGAAACCAGUAGCAGUAGCCAGACCUCUGACGACGACGACUGCAUCAGAUCAUAACGUGGCUUUACGGAACAAAAACUAAAAAAAAAAAAAAAAAUACAAAAAAAAAAAGAAGAAGAAAUACACAAUGGUCAAUACCACAUCCCAGCAGAGCAAUCCCACUCUUCCUCAGUCAUCUUUGUUUUUAGAGCACCAUUUUGAAUUUCUUUUGUUUUGAUUUUUUUGAUGUUGUUCUUGCACAAGGGAAAAACCAAUCAUAUCCCAGUGAAGGGGGAGAUUCCUGCUCCGCCAGACGUUGUUUCCCUGCGUUUCCUCCUUCACUGCUGUCCUUAACCCCCCUCCCCUGAACUCCCCCGUUCCUUUUUCUUCCUCGCUUUGUGGAACUGAUGUGUUCGUCAAGAAAAGAAGGGCAAUGAAUGCACACUUGAUUCUGCUUUAAACAGACUAACUCAUUUCAUCGAAGAUGCUGAUGACACAACACAUUAUUAAUGAUAUUAAUAAAGUUGGUUCCUGACAAGCUGAUAUGUUUCAAUAUGAA